Camellia sinensis is the source of this 1256-nucleotide messenger RNA. RefSeq names its product Phosphoglycerate mutase family protein. Lineage: Eukaryota; Viridiplantae; Streptophyta; Magnoliopsida; Ericales; Theaceae. The record is from RefSeq and is a predicted model, not a curated record.
GAACUAGUAGGGAGGGAGGCUUGGGUUGGGUUGUAUGGUUGAUCCUGUUUUCAUCUUUUGAGCCCUGAAUCUGAAUGAAUUAACAAAUAAAGAACUAAAACUAGCACACCAUCACCAACAACAUGAUCAUGAUGAUGAACGCCGCGGUCGGUAAUAUUUUCCCUUUUUUGCCUUCAUUAUCCAAAACAUUAUCCUACUCCUCCUCGCCGACCCUCUUCUUCCCUAUUCUUUCCCCUCGAACACCAUCCACUCGAUCUCUCGUAAUUGAGACGACCACCGUCGCCGAAGCUCAAACUUCAGAGGAGGCUCGUUCGGAGUCUGUUGCUCGCCGCCUAAUCCUGCUUCGUCAUGCGAAGAGUUCAUGGGAUGAUCGUUCAUUGCGAGAUCAUGAUCGCCCUUUGAGUAAAGCGGGACAAGCUGAUGCUAUUGAAGUUUCACACAAGCUCCAGCAGUUGGGUUGGAUUCCUGAGCUUAUUUUGUCCAGUGAUGCAGUGCGAACAAAGGAAACACUUAAAACUAUGCAAGAGCAAGUGAGAGGAUUUUUGGAAGCUGAGGUACAUUUCAUUUCGAGCUUUUAUUCAAUUGCAGCAAUGGAUGGACAGACAGCUGAGCACCUUCAACAUGCCAUCUGUAAAUUUUCAAGGGACAAGAUACUUACAGUUAUGUGUAUGGGACAUAACAGAGGAUGGGAGGAGGCAGCCUCAAUGUUCUCAGGCACCUCCAUAGAGCUGAAGACUUGCAAUGCUGCUUUGCUUGAAGCUACUGGGAAAUCGUGGGAAGAGGCAUUUUCUUUGGCAGGAUUUGGUGGGUGGAAGCUCCAGGGCAUAGUGAAGCCAAAUUCUAAUUUGUAGGAUUGUGUUCAGUUAUGAGUACCACUACUUCCAAAAUACCAGGCCUUACUUAUGAUAGGGCUGAAUACAAAUUUUCAAACUUGACAAGCAAUUUGUGAGAUAGGCAAGGAGUGGAAACCAAAGUUGAGUGAAUUUGGAUGCAUUCGCUUAUGCAGGCGAUAGUUUAUUAUAUAUGGCUUGCAAAAGUUUUUUUUUAAAAAAAUGGUUGUUUUUAUACCUCUGCUUCUUACUAGAUUGUGUUCUGUAGCCCUGUGUCAAAGAUUGUGUUGGUGGUCAUAUUGUCAACUUGCUAAAGGUUUAUUGAAUUAACAGUUGUGAUGUGGAACAGAUCAUUACCUACAAUUAUGUUAGUGUGAUCAAAUUGUCAAUUUAUUACAUGAACUAGAUCAGUGAACUUUUAAAUCA